Molecule: messenger RNA, 1486 nt
Organism: Neoarius graeffei (lesser salmon catfish)
Lineage: Eukaryota; Metazoa; Chordata; Actinopteri; Siluriformes; Ariidae
Gene: vkorc1
Product: vitamin K epoxide reductase complex, subunit 1
Exons: 3
Coding region: 102-620 (172 amino acids)
Biological process (GO): peptidyl-glutamic acid carboxylation; vitamin K metabolic process
Molecular function (GO): zinc ion binding; vitamin-K-epoxide reductase (warfarin-sensitive) activity; nucleic acid binding
Source: RefSeq, a predicted model, not a curated record
ACCGACACACACCCAAACACAGAGCGAGCUCCGGAUUUUUCCACGUAGCAGAGUUCACUUUUCCUUCACCGAUAGAGAUAAUUCUGCAAUUUAGCGCCGUUAUGUCUUCUAGUAAAUCACCUGACGGUGUUCGUCAAUGGGAAAGGUGGUUUCGGAUUGUUCUUUGUGUUUUAGGAUUAAUACUGUCGGUUUAUGCUCUUCAUGUGGAGGUGUCCCGAGAAAACGACCCAAAUUACCGAGCUAUGUGCGACCUCGCUGAAUCAGUGAGCUGCUCCAAGGUUUUCACCUCCAGAUGGGGACGUGGAUUUGGACUCGUCCAGCUAUUUGCUGAAAAGGAUAGCCUUCUGAACCAACCAAACAGUGUGUUGGGCAUCAUCUUUUACACUCUGCAGCUCGGCCUAGGCCAAAUGGUAUCCACUACAGCAGCACAUUUCUUGGUCAUAACAUCCUGGGUGUCAGUAGCUGGUUCGAUCUAUCUAGCUGCUAUUCUAGUGCUGGUGCUGGGUGAUUUCUGCAUGGUGUGUGUCUCAACAUACAUCAUCAACUUUGCGCUCCUCUACACCAACCUGAAAAGAAGGACAGGCCUCAGGGGAAAGCAGAAGAAAGAGAAGACAAGAUGAGAUCUCUCAUCUGUGUGUGUGUGUGCACGCGCGCCUGUCUGUCUUAGUAAGUGGUGCAAGGAACCAGCAGUCAUAUUGGAUUACAGGUGUCUUAAAAUGAAGCCAAAUACAAUAAAAAUGGCAUACUUUUUCCCACUUAAAUUAUAUUUUGUUCUGUCUGCUGAAGCAAUUCCACCAUGUAAGAACAUAGUGUUCUUUGCUUGUACAACUGUAGAUCAGACUGUUACACAAAAGCAUGCAAGUGAGUAAUCUGUUUACUUAAAAACUAUUUGCCUCUUUGAAUAAAAGCUUAUUAAAAAGUAACCAUAUUCUCGUAUAUGUCUUAAUUAAAGUGAAAGUAGGUGUAGGCCAGGGAUUCCCGAACUAGGGCUUGCAAGAUUAACAAAUGGGAUCACAACAGAAACUCACAUUCUCCUUUUUUCAUUUAUUGUACAGGUUAAUAUUAGAAAUAUCAAAUAUGGAUUUUAUGUGCUGAUAUUUUGAAAUGUUACUGGGAGUCACAUGCAAACAAACCACAUUUAAACGAAUAGGGGGCAUUUUAUUUUAGUUGCAAGCCAAGUAUGAAAUGUCCCUCUUCUCUUAUUUUCACCAUCCUUUCUCUUAACAAUAAGGUCUGAUGUUGAUAUUUUGUGCCUUGGGUUAAAGUAAAAGUGGUAUAUACAUUAUCUAUCGAUAGAUAAGAUAAUUAAUUAAUUAUCUAAUCAGUUUAAGACAAUGCAUUUAAGGCAUACAUAUGCAAUUAUGGCCACUAGGGGGCAUAGUAUCAACAUUGUAGUGCAGUGUAUAAUAUUUUAUACAUUUAUUUAACCCUGUAGAUCCCAGUACAAUGUUAGUUAAAGGGUUUUUGUUUGCUUUAAACAAACCAA